This is a messenger RNA of Neospora caninum, 1746 nucleotides long. RefSeq lists its product as hypothetical. Gene Ontology annotation, cellular component: COP9 signalosome. The transcript has 12 exons. Bases 1 to 1746 code for a protein of 581 amino acids. The record is from RefSeq and is a predicted model, not a curated record. Gene Ontology annotation, biological process: ubiquitin-dependent protein catabolic process. Lineage: Eukaryota; Apicomplexa; Conoidasida; Eucoccidiorida; Sarcocystidae.
AUGGAUGAGCCCAUCCACGUUGCCAUAACUCGGCUGUCUGCAUCGAGUUUGAGAGGUGGUGGUUUGGCGGCCCUUCACCAACUUCUGCAAGCUCGGGCUUCCACUCUGGCAAGGACUCCCAACGAGCUUAAGGGCACUAUAUCGAGCCUUUCGUUCGAAGAAUGUUCACUUGGAGUAUGCCAUCUGUUGGCCCUGUUGUGGGACUCCAAAGGAGAGGCCAACGACACGUUUGCGUUCGAUGCCACAGUAAACUUUCUAGAACGAUGCCGCCAGUCUCAAAUUCAGCAGUGCGCUGCAGAAUUCAUUACCGUGGUCAAGUCUGCGGUCCGAUUCGCAAUUCAUGCGGAUGAGCAAUCCUUCGCCGCCACCACGUCCCAGUCGAGCGGCCUGUCAGGCUGCGAGAGUUCGUAUUCGCUGCGCUUACUGGAGCCUCUGCUCGAAAGCACCGAGAAGUUCCGACCGGGACAGCAGGAUAUCACCUCAGCGGAUACGGACCGGGUUUUGUGGUCAGUCGGGCCACAGUUUCUGAACACGGUGUUCUACAGCUUUGCCGAUCUUCAACCUGUCGAGCUCGACCCUUGUUUCUGUCCCUCAGCGUUCCUGCAGCUGUGUCUCCGUGGACGGUUCUACGACCGGGCGCGGCGUGUGCUGGAUCGCGAUGCCUUCAAACUCUUCUGCCAAGGCCUCGAUGACUGUGCAGCCUACUUUUUUGCGGCAGGCGAGAUUUGGAUUGCUUUGGAGGAGUAUGAGAAAGCGUUCGAUGCUCUUGAUAUGGCGCUCUCUCUCCCUUCCAUUCCGGGAGAAACCGACUCUCUUCAGGUCGAGGCGUUCAAGCGUUUCGCGCUGGUGUCCCUUAUGCUCCGAGGGCGGGUCAUCCGUCCCCCACCUCCUUCUCCGAGCGCCGAAGAAGCUUUACGCAUGGCGACCUACCACAAAGAUUUUGCUCAGCACGAGCUCUUGUAUCCUCAAAAGGCCCUCCCACGCGGCGCUCCUGCAUCCUCUUCCCACAGCGACGCGACGGGUCAAAAUUCCCUCUUUUCCUUUCUGUCGACGCGUCUCCAGAGACUCGAACAAGAAGUCCGCGCUCACGAAUCGCAGUUGAAAGAGGACAACACGUUCCAUCUCGCCCUAGCCCUUCUCUCAAGUGUGGUUCGCCGCAAGGUGAAAGAGCUGAGUCGGGUUUUUCUGUCUCUUCCACUGGAGUCUUUUCGGACGAAGAUGAACGUCGCGUCUGACCAGGAAGCUGUCGACCUCCUUCAUUCUCUCCCCUCGAAGCCUGGCUCGUCCCCCCUGUGCACCUACGACGAAGAACGUCGCCAGGUUCUUUUCAGACCACGGCCCUCGGCCGCAGCGCCCUCGAACCCCGCGGGAGACGCUGCCUCUGAGGAAGAAGGGAGCGCCGUAGCUUUCCUUGGGGCACUGAAACGCGAGGUCGAGGACGCGCUUCACCGCGUGAAAGCUGUCUCGCACCACAUGCGCGUUGCCGAAGCUAAAGUCACAGACAGCGAGGGAUUCGCGCGGUUUGUUGAAGUCGCAGACGCAGAGGCCUCCAGCGACAGCCAACGAGACCGCCGAGAAGGACGGAGACGCGCGGGCGGAAGAGGACGCGCCAGCGAGGGAGAAGACUCUUCCGACGACGACGGACAGUCUUCCGACGUCUGCUGGCAAGCGAUUGACGGGCACCCUUUGGAAGAAGACAUGGAGAGGGGUCUGUCUUCACGGAGAGGAGACGGAGCAGGCGGAUAA